This is a messenger RNA of Wyeomyia smithii (pitcher-plant mosquito), 1983 nucleotides long. RefSeq lists its product as uncharacterized. The transcript is spliced from 5 exons. NCBI's taxonomy places the organism in Eukaryota, Metazoa, Arthropoda, Insecta, Diptera, Culicidae. The coding region runs from base 1 to 1983 and encodes 660 amino acids. The record is from RefSeq and is a predicted model, not a curated record.
AUGGCUUUGCUGAACAUGAAACAGAUCAACGAUCUCAGAAACAUCAGAGGUCGCACAUUGGAUCUUAUUUUUAUCAACGCUGAAAUCGCCUCGGAGUGUGUCGUGUCAGAGGCAGUCGAGCCCCUGCUCCAGACUGAUGCGUUUCAUCCAGCUCUUGUUUGCAAUUUGAACUGCCCUCACACUAUUAACUACAAUGAUAUUACUAAUGACAUGAAGUUCGACUUCCGCAAAGCUGAUUUUGUCUCACUUGCCAGCUGUCUCAACUUUUCCGCCAAUUGUGCCUCUGUCACGCCCUCGGAGGAAACCACCUCGGUCAAAUGGUCAACUUCGCGAACUGAAACGCCUACGAGCAGCUCCAUUGAGAAGAUAUACCAACUGUCGCAGUUUUUUCGAGAAGCAUAUGUACAAAGGAAAGAAAACGAUAUGAAGCGCAACCCCAAAAGCUUUUGGAGUUUUAUGAAUGAAAAACGCAAAACAAAUGGACUCCCAUCAACUGUUUUCCUUGGUACGAAAGUUGCCGAAUCUCAUGAGGAAAUUUGCAAUUUUUUUGCAGCCCACUUUUCCGGUGUGUUCAGUGCUGAGCCCGCUAACGAACAGUUCAUCAACCUGGCGUUAGGAUCAGUACCUCGCGAUGUUAUUGACAUAACAACCUUCUUGUUCACCGAAGAUGAAGUUCGCACAGCAAUUCGAAAAUUAAAAUCGUCUGUUGCAGCUGUGCCCGAUGGUAUACCAUCCAUUGUACUGAAGCUCUGUGCUGAAUCUAUUGCAACUCCGCUGACUAUCAUUUUCAACGUGUCACUAUCACAGGCGAAAUUCCCGGAGAUUCGUUCAUAUAUUUCACCUGCUCAACAUGGUUUCUUCAAGGGACGGUCAAUUGACACUAACCUCGCAGAAUCCUCAUCACUUUGCAUCGAGGCAAUGGAAGACGGAAAUCAAAUUGAUACAAUCUACACAGAUCUUAAGGCUGCCUUCGAUCGUGUUGACCAUCAAUUGUUGCUAACUAAAAUUGAACGUUUAGGUGCCUCUCCGCACUUCGUUAAAUGGUUGGGAUCCUACUUGAUCAACCGUAAGCUGAACAUCAAACUUGGAUCGACUUUCUCUUACAGCUUCACAAACAGCUCCGGAGUGCCUCAGGGAAGCAACUUGGGGCCUUCACUGUACUCGAUUUUCUUCAACGAUGUCUUGCUAUACCUACCUCCUGGCUGUAAGCUAGCGUAUGAUGAUGAUCUUAAAAUCUUCGUCAUUGUCGAAUCAGUAGAAGAUUGCAUUGAACUACAGCGACUGAUUAAAAUGUUCGAGAAAUGGUGCAUGUGGAACCAGCUUAUGAUCAGCGUACAGAAAUGCUGUGUCAUAUCCUUCACGAGAAAGAAAUCUGCAAUUGAGUGGGCUUACGAAAUCAACGGACGUCCGGUCGUCAGAGUUAGUGUUGUGCGAGACCUUGGAGUUUUAUUGGACUCACAGCUUUCGUUCAGAGAUCAUCACUCGAAUAUUAUUGCUAAAGCAAACAGAAACUUAGGAUUCAUCAUUAGAGCUGCCAAAAAUUUCCGUGACCCCUACUGCCUGCGAUUACUGUUCUACGCCCUUGUUCGCUCAGUACUGGAAACAGCUUCAAUCAUUUGGAGCCCCUACAUAAACUGUUGGGCCACUAGAAUCGAAGCUAUACAGUCGCGAUUCUUAAAAUUUGCACUAAGGUUGCUUCCUUGGAGUAACCCAACGAACUUACCACCCUACGAGGAUCGAUGCCGUCUCCUUAACAUGGAAACUCUGCAGUGUCAGCGGAAUUCAGCUACAGCACUGUUUGCUGCCAAGUUGUUGCUUGGUAAUAUUGACUCUCCCAACCUUCUGGAGCAAAUCAACCUAAAUGUGCCGUGCACCGAUACUCAGAAGCCGCGUGCGCGUCUGCCGACUAAGAACAGUGGACCACAACGCCCAACUCAAUAUACCUGCCCACCACAUCUGCGUACUUUGGAGAAUCAAUGCUAG